Molecule: messenger RNA, 9543 nt
Organism: Oncorhynchus keta (chum salmon)
Lineage: Eukaryota; Metazoa; Chordata; Actinopteri; Salmoniformes; Salmonidae
Product: b(0,+)-type amino acid transporter 1-like
Exons: 6
Coding region: 729-2138 (469 amino acids)
Biological process (GO): amino acid transmembrane transport
Cellular component (GO): membrane
Molecular function (GO): L-amino acid transmembrane transporter activity
Source: RefSeq, a predicted model, not a curated record
UGUCUGGAUGUUUCUAGAGUGCUACAAUUGUAUGUUUUACCUGGAGUAGGGAAAAUAGACCAUUUCCUUUUUUGUACUACUGAGGUUACAGGCUACAUGAAACAAACCAAAAAUACUGAGUAUAGAAUAUGCAGGAAAAUCAACUGCACCAAUACCUGACAAAGAGUAUACUUUAUCGCAGCCUGACAAAAUGCUUUGAUAUUUGAACAAUCCCACAGACAGCGAUAAUGUGUGCCCUUAUCUAGAUUGCAUUUGAUAGACUGAUCCAAGUGGAAAGACAGUAUGUCUGCAGACCAAUAUCAUCAGCUAGGGGGCAAGUCUACACUCAGCUGUCAUUUCUAUAUUCACAUGGCUUCUGACAGCAAUUUCAGGUGGCUUUAGCACCAACACAUAUAACAAUUUUUCCAACCCUCGGGGAAAGAGAAGGAAUUUCUACGCCAUCCAUAAACAUUUAAAGGAAUAAUGUAACUGUACGAUGACAUAUCAUCCCCUUUUCUCCCUCUCCUAGGGGAGGGUGUAAUCUUUCUGGGAACCCUUUUACAGCUAUAAACAAAGAUGACACAACAACAUACUUUAUUCAACCUGAGAAGUUAAUAUUAACUAAGGACUUUACACCCAGCAUCAAAGAUUUGCCAGGUCUUUGUCAUAAUUGUUCUUGACUAAAAGAAGAGUGGAUCUAUCGGUGACAACAGAUUCUCCUGUUGUUUGUAUAAAUUUGGCAUUUGGCCAUGGCAGAAACAGAAACAGAGAGGAUUCAACUGAAGCGCGAGUUGGGUUUAGUCAGUGCUGUGUCAUUGGUAGCAGGAACCAUGAUUGGAUCGGGAAUAUUCAUGUCCCCUCAGUUUGUGCUGUCUUACAUUGGAAGUCCAGGGGCAAGCCUGAUCAUUUGGGCAUUGUCUGGCCUUGUAGUCAUGCUGGGGGCACUCUCAUAUGCUGAGCUAGGAACCAUUAUUAAAGAAUCAGGGGGGGACUUUAUCUACAUUCUUCGAAUCUAUGGACAGUUUCCUGCCUUCUUUGUGGCCUUCACCUUCCUACUAGUGGUGAAACCAGCCAGCAUUGCAGCAAUAUCCCUCAGUUUUGCAAAAUAUGCUGUGGCACCUUUCUACCAAGACUGUUCUCCUCCUCAGCUAAUAGUGAAGUGUGCUGCUGUUGCAGCCAUCAUGGUUGUAGCCAUGGCAAACAUCUUGAAUGUACGUUUAGCCAUGAGAAUUCAGGUGGUCUUCUUGGUGGCUAAGCUAUUUGCAUUGAUGGUUAUAGUAAUUGGAGGGAUAGUGAUAAUUGCACAGGGAAAUGUUGCUGUACAACAAAAUGCUUUUGAUGGUACGAACUUGGGUUUGAGCUCCAUAGGGAUGGCUUUUUACCAAGGCCUCUGGUCCUUUGCUGGCUGGUACAACUUGAACUACGUGACAGAAGAGUUGAAAAGACCUGAGGUAAAUCUGCCCAGGGCAGUUAUAAUUGCCAUCCCCAUGGUAACCAUGCUGUAUCUACUAGUCAAUGUGAGCUACCUGGCUGUCAUGACGCCAAGAGAACUGAUGUCGUCGAAUGCAGUGGCUGUCACCUGGGGGAAUAAGGUGCUCGGGAGCUGGGGAUGGGUGAUGUCUAUCGCAGCCGCUUUGUCUGCUUUCGGCUCCCUGAAUGGAACAUUCUUUAGUGGCGGCCGGGUGUGCUUUGUGGCUGCAAGAGAGGGACACAUGCCUGAUAUUCUGUCCAUGGCCCAUGUGAAUCGACUGACCCCCUCUCCAGCCCUGAUCUUCACCACGACUAUCUCACUCCUGGUUCUCAUCCCUGGUGACUUUCAGAGCAUUGUCAACUUCUUCAGUUUCACUGCCUGGUUCUUCUAUGCAAUCACUCUGUCUGGGCUCCUCUACCUCAAGAUCAAGAAACCUGAACUUCCCAGGCCAUAUAGGGUUCCCAUUGUAAUCCCCAUCUUGGUCAUCAUCGCAGCAAUUUUCCUUGUGCUGGCACCUAUAAUUGACAACCCCGCGAUAGAGUACCUCUAUGUCACCUUGUUUAUCUUUAGUGGUGUUUUGGUUUAUGUACCCUUCAUCCACUUCAAACUGUGCCCUGGACUGUUGGAGAAAGUCACUGUGUUCCUGCAACUCUUCCUAGAGGUGGCCCCAGCAGACAAAAAUCUAUGAUUUAUUUUACAGAAUAUAUGUGUCACGUUGUGACCUUUAUUUCCUUUGUUUUGUCGUUAUUUAGUAUGGUCAGGGCGCGAGUUGGGGUGGGCAGUCUAUGUUUUUUCUAUGAUUUUGGGAUUUCUAUGUUUCGGCCUAGUAUGGUUCUCAAUCAGAGGCAGGUGUCAUUUGUUGUCUCUGAUUGAGAAUCAUACUUAGGUAGCCUGGGUUUCACUGUUUGUUUGUGGCUGAUUGUCUAUGUUAGUUGCUUGUGUCAGCACAGGUCUCAUUAUAGCGUCACGGUCGUUAUUCGUUUAUUGUUUUGUAUAGUUUGUAUUCAGUGGUCAGUGCUUUCUUUAAUUAAAAAAUCAUCAUAAACACAUACCACGCUGCGCUUUGGUCUGCUUCAUACGACGAUCGUGACAGAAUCACCCACCAACCAUGGACCAAGAGGCGUGGUGACAGGCAGCGGUAGCAGGAGCAGCGCAAGGAGGAAUGGACAUGGGAGGACGAGUUGGACGGUAAAGGACCCUGGGCACAGCCAGGAGAAUAUCUGUGCUUCCUGUGCUUACCGGAGAGCGAGAGAGACCGGGCAGGCACCGUGUUAUGCGGUUGCAUCGGCCGGGCUAGAGUGGGCAUCAAGCCAGGUGUCAUAAAGCCGGCUCUACGCAUCUGGUCUCCUUGGGCCGGCGUACAUGGCACCAGCCUUAAGCAUGGUGUCCCCGGUUCGCCAGCACAGCCCAGUGCGGGCUAUUCCACCUCGCCGCACUGGCAGGGCGACCGGGAGCAUUCAACCAGGUAAGGUUGGGCAGGCUCGGAACUCAAGAGCUACAGUGCGCCUGCACGGUCCGGUCUAUCCAGUACCACCUCCACGCAUCAGCCCUCCGGUGGCAGCGCCCCGCACCAGGCUGUCUAUCCGUCUCAUCCCUACAGAGCUCCUCCGUCCAGCGCUGCCAGAGCUUCCGCCCCUCAGUCCAGAGGCGCCAGAGCCCCUCAGUCCAGAGGCGCCGCCGGAGUCAUCCUUCACCCCAACGCUGCCGGAAUCUCCCGUCCAUUCAGGACCCAUUUCUAGGGUCCCCAGUCCGAGGUCGGCGGCGAGGGUCGCCGUGUUUAGGAUGCCACGGAGGCGGACAAUGAGGCGGAGAAAGACUGUGUUGAAGUGGGGUCCAUGUCCCAUUCCAGAGCCACCACCGCGGACAGACGCCCACCCAGACCCUCCCCUAUAGGUUCAAUUGACAAAAAUAAGUUUGUCUCAGAUUGGCACCACCAUAACCAGAUUGGCACCACCAUUGUGAAUGACUUUUCAAUAGUAUGUACAGUACCUUCAGAAAGUAUUCAUACCCCUUGACUUAUUCCACAUUUUGUUGAAUUCAAAAUUGAUAAAAAUUCUCACCCAUCUACACACAAUACCCAAUAACGACGAAGUGAAAUGUUUGCGAAUGUAUUGAAAAUGGAAUCCAGAAAUAUCUAAUUUAAAUAAGUGUUCACACCCCCGAGUUAGAAUCACUUUUGGCAACAACAACAGCUGUGAGUCUUACUUGGUAAGUCUCUAAGACCUUUGCACACCUGGAUUGUACAAUAUUUGCACAUUAUUAUUUAAAUUCUUCAAACUCUGUCAAGAUGGUGGUUGAUCAUUGCUAGACAACCAUUUUCAUGUCUUGCCAUAGAUUUUAAUAAUCUAAUAAUUUUAAUGUAAUGUUCUCUAGCUUCGCCGUGAUUGGGUAAUGUUCUUUAGUUGUGCCGUGAUUGGCUCAGUGUUCUGUCACUCAUGGGGACACUAUUUCAUCUCCAAAUCUAAGGAUAGAGCUCAAAAUUCAAGCCCCAUUGGGUGCUGCCAUAGAGUUACAUUAGAAGUGCCAAUCCAAGAAGGCUCAAGGUCAUUGGCCACAUAUAAAAUUAUGUCAAAUCAUGUUAUAUCUACAGUAGCUUUGAUUGGACUCAACAUCAGACUAUCAACAUCUUAGCUAGCAAGCAAGGAGACAUCAUGAAUCAAGUUGACAUUCUACUUGCAAAUGCUUUUUAAUCCUUUUCAUAUAAACAGAAAUUAUUGAUAAAACGUAUCGGUGGACAUCGGCCAUAAACAUUGCAGAAGCUGGAAAUCGCAAAAUCAACAAUGAGUGGUUUGGAAGGAAUUACUGGCUAAAUGCAAGCAUUGCAAAGCAAUCACUAGCCUGUCAUUCAGUGGAGUGGCUGUGUGGUCCCAAGUCUGAGUUUAAGGUUCUCUUGCCAAGCUUAUUUUUUAUUUUAUUUGAACCAUUUUAACAGUUAAGAACAAAUGCUUAUUUACAAUGACGGCCUACAUCGGCCAAACCCAGACGAUGCUGGGCCAAUUGUUCGCCACCCUAUGGGACUCCCAAUCACGGCCAGUUGUGAUACAACCUGGAUUCUAACCAGAGUGUCUGUAGUGACGCCUCAAAGCACUGAGAUGCAGUGCCUUAGGCCGCUGCGCCACUUGGGAGCCUGAACGAUACAUUUUCAACAUUGGCCAUGCUGUCAAUCCAGCAUGAUAUCUGCCAAGCUCAAAACAACUUAACUGGGAAAUCUGACAUCAGUGAGUUCAAGACAACUGGGAAAGCGAGCUCCGACUGGGAAAAUACAUUUUGAACUGUCAUCCAACUUGGAAUUGUAAAUCGGGAACUCGGGCCUCUUUCUACAGCUAAGACCUGAAGAUCACCGACAACAUCAUGAUUUGACCUUGUUUAUUUCAGAGUUGUCAGUUAUCUUGAAUGCCCCAUACUUUGAUGACAAAGUUGGAUGACAAAAUUUGCCCACGAAGGACCGCCGUGCCACUUCCCUGUUCAAGUGAGCACAGCACAACAAGGUCCAAAAAUGUAUUGUAGGCUGCUGCAUAAAUUAUGUAAUAUGCCAGGGAGAUAUGUAUACUUUAGGUAAGAAAAUAAUACUAAGUGUAUGUUGUGUAGAAAGCUGUUAGUAGCCCAUGUGCCACACCCUAAUCAUUUGGUCUAUUUUCCCCUUUUAUUUUUGCCUACUGUUCUGACUUGGUGGUGAACAUGUAAUUAUCAAAUAUUUUAAGAGCUUUCAUUGUCUGCUUAUAUGCCCCAUUUAUUUAUCCAUCCUAUGGUUCUGACUUGGUGUACAGGGAAAACACUGUAAGAACGGCCCAUGUUCUGAAUUCUGUCGCUGUACAUCUCAAAAGUGCUGAACAAAUAGUUAUAUUGAUUACGUCUGUCCUAGUUCACCCAUUGUCUUAAUCGAAGUUACGGAUUGCCUUUUAUCCGCUUGUCGUCCCCUUAUGCCAUAGUUUGUACAUCUCAAUUGUCAGUAGAAACCACAUUUGUUUAAGCAAGUCAGCCAUAUCAAAUAUGUUUUUUUAAAGUCAGUAAAUGAGGCUAAAUGAACUGUUUCGCUGCUAGACAAGGCUUCGCUGAUAGCCAGGUGUAGCAGUGGUAAGGUGUUGGGACUGCUGUUGAGACUCUGCUGUUGGAACAUCUUGAUGUAGGCCCCAACAGUUUGUGGUUACCGUUUGUCACUGUUAUAGUGCAAUUAAUGUAUUCUUCAGUGUUCAAAUUUGAUUUGUCACGUACGCAGAAUACAACAGGUGAAGACCUUACAGUGAAAUUCUUACUUACAAGCCCUUAACCAACAAUGCAGUUUGAAGAAAAAUAAGUGUUAAGUAAAAAAUAGAAAUACCUAAUAAUUAAAGAGGAGCAGUAAAACAACAGUAGCGAGGCUAUAUACAGGGGUUACCGGUACAGACUCAAUGUGCGGGGGCACAGGUUAGUCGAGGUUACUGAGGUAAUAUGUACAUGUAGGUAGAAUUAAAGUGACUAUGCAUAGAUAAUGAACAGAGAGUAGCAGCAGCGUAAAAGAAGGGGGAGGGGGCAAUGCAAAUAGUCUGGGCAGCCGUUUGAUUAGCUGUUUCAGAGUCUAAUGGCUUGGGUGUAGAAGCUGCUAAGAAGCCUUUUGAACCAAGACUUGGUGCUCCAGUACCACUUUCCGUGCGGUAGAAAAGAGAAUAGUCUAUGACUUGGGUGACUGGAGUCUUUGACAAUUUUUAGGGCCUUCCUCUGACACUGCCUGGUAUUGAGGUCCUAGAUAGCAGGAAGCUUGGCCCCCGUGAUGCACUGGGACAUAUGCAUUACCCUCUGUAGUGCCUUGCGGUCAGAGGCUGAGCAGUUGCCAUACCAGACAGUGAUGCAACCAGUCAGGAUGCUCUUGAUGGUGCAGCUGUAGAACUAUUUGAGGAUCUGAGGACCCAUACCAUAUAUUUUCAGUCUCCUGAGAGGGAAUAGGUUUUGUCAUGCCCUCGUCACGACUGUCUUGGUGUGUUUGGACCAUGAUAGUUUGUUGGUGAUGUGGACGCCAAGCAACUUGAAGCUCUCAACCUGCUCCACUACAGCACCAUCGAUGAGAAUGGGGGCAUGCUCGUUCAUCCUUUUCCUGUUGUCGACAAUCAUCUUCUUUGUCUUGAUCAGGUUGAGGGAGAGAUGGUUAUCCUGGCCCCACAUGGCCAGGUCUCUGACCUCGUCCCUAUAGGCUGUCUCAUCGUUGUCAGUGAUCAGGCCUACCUACCACUGUUGUGUUGUCUGCAAACUUAAUGAUGGUGUUGGAGUCGUGCCCUGCCAUGCAGUCAUGGGUGAACAGGGAUUGCAGGAGGGGACUGAGCCCGCACCCCUUGAGAAUCAGCGUGGCAUACUGAACUAUACUCUACUGUUCUUUACUUUCCUGUGCUGUGCUGUCCAAACUUGUGAUUGGUUCAGAUUUGGUCCAGUCUCCAGUCAUGGAUAUCUAUGUUUGGGCCAAAUUAAGGUCAAAGAUCAACUACUGUGGACGUUGAAGUCAAGGCCGGACUGGACUGGCCCAUAAAACAUUGUCUGUGAACGUUGAAAUCAAGACCAGAGCGGAAUGACCAAAUUUCAACUACUUUUCAAUGUCCAUGGACAUCCAAUGAUGGUCAAGUGUGUGUGCGGAUACUGGUUACAGUAAAUGGAAAGAGAGGGGGCUCAUGGGUAGGAGUCAGGAAGACCCUGGAGAGGUAACAUUAACUGGAGAGAGAGAGAAGAGAGAAUAAGGGAGGGGUUGUCCAGACUGUUUUCACACUCUCACUUUGACCACAAGAAGACUGAAAGAGAAACAGUUAUGAGCUGAACAUAACAGUAUGCCAGUGGAAGGGAGGACAGUAGCAGGUGACCCAAUUGUGGUUUGUGACUACUAUGAUUUCCCAUAGCCAAUUCAAAUGCAGUAAUUCUGGUAGAACUACGAGUUUUAAUCAGUUAAUAAUUCACUAACAAGAAUAUAUAUCAGUAAAAACACUAACUAAUUGGUAGGUCUACUUUUGUUAUUUCUGUGAACUUUCAUUGUCCUCCCUCCUCACGAGGGCGAGAAAUUAGAAAAUAUCUUAAAGAUAUGUUGGUUUUUGUUAACGGAAUUACAAGGAAAAAUUCAAUGUUUCUUAAAUUUACAGAAGGCAAAUCAUUUCUCCAAAACUCACCUAAAUAUAAAGUACAUUUUACUACUUGCCUAGAGAGUUUUCAGCUAUACUUUUCAUGACCACAGACAGAUGCUGGCACUAAGACCGCACUCAGUCAGCUGUAUAAGGAAACAAGCAAACAGGGAACCACUCACCCAGAGGCGGCACUCCUAGUGGCCGGAGACUUUAAUGCAAGGAAACUUAAAUCAAUUCUACCAAAUUUCUAUCAACAUGUUAAAUGUGCAACCAGAUUUUUAAAAAUCUAGAUCACCUGUACUCCACACAGAGAGACGCGUACAAAGCUCUCCCUCGCCCUCCCUUUGGUAAAUCCGAUCACAACUCUAUCCUCCUGAUUCCUGCUUACAAGCAAAAAUUAAAGCAGGAAGCACCAGUGACUUGGUCUAUAAAAAAAGUGGUCAGAUGAAGCAGAUGCUAAACUACAGGACUGUUUUGCUAUCACAGACUGGAACAUGUUCCGGGAUUCUUCCGAUGGCAUUGAGGAAUACACCACAUCAGUCACUGGCUUUAUCAAUAAGUGCAUCGUGGACGUCGUCCCCACAGUGACUGUACGUACAUACGACAACCAGAAGCCAUGGAUUAAGGCAACAUUUGCACCGAGCUAAAGGGUAGAGCUGCCGCUUUCAAGGUGCGGGACUCUAAGCUUACAAGAAAUCCUGCUAUGCCCAGCGACUAACCAUCAAACAGGCAAAGCGUCAAUACAGGGCUAAGAUUGAAUCAUACUACACUGGCUCCGACGCUCGUCUUAUGUGGCAUGGCUUGCAAACUAUUACUGGCUACAAAGGGAAGCACAGCCAAGAGCUGCCCAGUGACACGAGCCUACCAGACGAGCUAAAUCACUUCUAUGCUCGCUUCGAGGCAAGCAACACUGAGGCAUACAUGAGAGUAUCAGCUGUUCCGGACGACUGUGUGAUCACGCUCUCCAUAGCCGACGUAAGUAAGACCUUUAAACAGGUCAACAUACACAAGGCUGCGAAGCCAGACGGAUUACCAGGACGUGUGCUCCGGGCAUGUGCUGACCAACUGGCAGGUGUCUUCACUGACAUGUUCAACAUGUCCCUGAUUGAGUCUGUAAUACCAACAUGUUUCAAGCAAACCACCAUAUUCCCUGUGCCCAAGAACACAAAGACAACCUGCCUAAAUGACUACAGAGCCGUAGCACUCACGUCCGUAGACAUGAAGUGCUUUGAAAGGUUGGUAAUGGCUCACAUCAACACCAUUAUCCCAGAAACCCUAGACCCACUCCAAUUUGCAUAUCACCCAAACAGAUCCACAGGUGAUGCAAUCUCUAUUGCACUCCACACUGCCCUUUCCCACCUGGACAAAAGGAAUACUUAUGUGAGAAUGCUAUUCAUUGACUACAGCUCAGCGUUCAACACCAUAGUACCCUCAAAGCUCAUCACUAAGCUAAGGACCCUGGGACUAAACACCUCCCUCUGCAACUGGAUCCUGGACUUCCUGAGGGGCCGCCCCAGGUGGUGAGGGUAGGUAACAAAACAUCUACCACGUUGAUCCUCAACAUUGGAGCUCCACAGGGGUGCGUGCUCAAUCCCCUCCUGUACUCCCUGUUCACCCAUGACUGCAUGGCCAGGCACGACUCUAACACCAUCAUCACAUGAUCACUGACAACGACGAGACAGCCUAUAGGGAGGAGGUCAGAGACCUGGCCGGGUGGUGCCAGAAUAACAACCUAUCCCUGGAGCAGGUUGAGAGCUUCAAGUUGCUUGGUGUCCACAUCACCAAACAAACUAUCAUGGUCCAAGCACACCAAGGCAGUCGUAAAGAGGGAAUGACCAAAUCUAUUCCCCUUCAGGAAAGUAAAAAGAUUUGGCAUGGGUCCUGAGAUCCUCAAAAGGUUCUACAGCUGCAACAUCGAGAACAUUCUGACUGGCUGCAUCACUGCCUGGUAUGGCAAUUGCUCGGCCUCUGAACGCAAGACACUACAGAGGGUAGUGCGUACGGCCCAGUACAUUACUG